Messenger RNA from Trypanosoma theileri, 1311 nucleotides. RefSeq names its product meiosis-specific nuclear structural 1. The transcript has a single exon. The coding region runs from base 1 to 1311 and encodes 436 amino acids. NCBI's taxonomy places the organism in Eukaryota, Euglenozoa, Kinetoplastea, Trypanosomatida, Trypanosomatidae. The record is from RefSeq and is a predicted model, not a curated record.
AUGGACGCGAGCAACGCGCGUGUGGAGAGGCUCCGCCGUGUUAACCGCUAUAAGGCGGUGCAGGCUGAGCUUGCGCUCCAGCGAGAGGAAGAAGAGUUCUAUGCCAGUAGAGAGAAAAAGAUUCAAGCUGCUGCUCGUGAUGAGGCUCUUGCGAAGGAGUUGGCAGAACAGCAGCGUCUUGACUUGAAGGAUGAAAAGAUGCUUCAGCUUGUUCGUACAUUCCCGGAACUUCGGAACCUUGAGGCACAGCUAAAGCACGCUUUUAUGAAGCGUGGACGGGCAGACCAGGUAGAAGAGUUACGUCAGCUGCGGGAGAAGCAGCUGCAGGAGGAGAAGGACUACAUUGCGUAUCUGGACCAGCAGGACAAGCUGUCGAAGGAGAAGGAGGAUGAGCGGCGGAGGCGGGAGAUCGAGGCAUUCCAGCGCCAUCAGGCCGCGCAACUGAGCUUAAUUGAAGAGCGCAAGGCGUUUGCCGAGCGGGAGGCGGAGGAGCGGCGGAAGGAGCGCAUCGCCGUGGACGCGGUGGUGGCGCGGGUACAAGAGAAGGAGUUCCUCGACGCCCUCGACCGUCACGAGCGGCAGCGACAACUGCAGGAGGAGCAGGAGGAGUUCCGCCGGCGUCGCGCGGAUAUUCAGGCGGCGGAGCGGGAGCGCGAACAGCGGGAGGAGGAGGCUAUACGCGCUUAUCACGCCGAGCAGGGUCGUCGUCGGGAGACAGAUGAGAAGUUGCUGCGGGAGAAGGAGGCAAUCAAGGCCCGCAUCCUUGAAGAGCAGAGCAAAAAGAUUGCGGAAGAGCGAGCAAAGCGUGAGGAGCUGGAGAGUUUACUGAAUGACUACUACGAGGCAGAACGUGUCGCAAAGGAGCGCAAGGCAAUGAAGGAAGAAAAGGAAAUGCGGGAGAAGUUUGCGGAGGAAGUAAAGCAAGAGAACUGGAAGCUGAUUCAGGAUCGUUUGAAGGUAAAGGAAGAGGAACGGCUGGAGGAGAUUAAGCUACGCCAACUGAUGAUGGAGGAUCUUGCACGCAAGGCAAAGAUGGAACAAUUAUCACGUCAACGUCAAUUACAGCUCAAGAAGGAACACGCGAUUGAAGCCGAAAAGAUGCUUGAGGCACGUAGAGCGUUAAAACGCGAAGAAGAACGUCAAGCAGCCCUAUUAGAAGAACAGGAAAAGAAACGACAGGAAGAGUUGCAAGAAUACAUCCGUCGUGCACGUGCGCAGUUGCUUGCCGAUUAUAUUCCACAAUUGGGAGAAUUUGUCCCUGCACAUGUACUUACUGUCGAUGAAAAGAAAAAAUAUGGUAUUAUAAAAUAG